Molecule: messenger RNA, 715 nt
Organism: Xiphias gladius (swordfish)
Lineage: Eukaryota; Metazoa; Chordata; Actinopteri; Istiophoriformes; Xiphiidae
Gene: gcgb
Product: glucagon b
Exons: 4
Coding region: 205-576 (123 amino acids)
Biological process (GO): response to starvation
Cellular component (GO): extracellular region
Molecular function (GO): hormone activity; glucagon receptor binding
Source: RefSeq, a predicted model, not a curated record
AGUAACAGAGGAUAUGCUGAGGUUUCCGUGACGGGGGGAGUCACCUGGGAGAGUGCUCUGCAGCUCCACCAUAUAAGACUGAGCAGAUCAAGAGGGGACCAUGAAGCAGCUCUAGAAGCCAAGAGAGAAGACGGGCACCAAUCAGCGCACUUUACAAUCCCUCUCUCAGACGCUGGACAGACAAGGAGCACAGAGGCUCAAACAAUGAAAAGCACCCACUCUUUGGCUGGACUUCUGCUUCUCAUCAUUAUCCAGAGUAGCUGGCAGGUGCCUGACCAGGACACAGAUCGAAACUCCAUGUUAUUGACCGAAAACUCCGUGUUGCCCGAACCCAUUGAGCUCCCAAACAUGAAGAGACAUUCAGAGGGAACAUUUUCCAACGACUACAGUAAAUACCUGGAGACAAGAAGAGCACAAGACUUUGUCCAGUGGCUAAAGAACUCAAAAAGGAAUGGGAGCCUAUUUAGACGCCAUGCAGACGGCACCUACACCAGUGAUGUGAGCUCCUACCUGCAGGACCAGGCAGCCAAGGAGUUUGUGUCCUGGCUGAAGACUGGCCGAGGCAGAAGAGAGUAGACUCAAACACAGAGCCUCACCAGCUACCUAAAUAAUGCUGUGUGAAUUUUUAUCAACCAUUCGCAUCAUGAUUCUUUUUUUUCCGCAUUUCACAUUUCGGCAUUUUGAUCUUCCUUCUCAUAUAAACUUGUAAGAAUAA